GUUUUUUACUAAAAUAUAACGAACACCUAAUGUGUUGCGAAAUCGUCCAUAAAUAAUCCCUGACCUAUGCAAACAUUUCGAAAUGCACAUUGCGAAAUUAAAUCAGGAAAUUGUCGACUUAAUAAUGAAAGAUUCACAUUAAAGUGCUCAAAAAGGACAAGAUAAGACAAUGGCUGUAAACACAAAACUUGUAAUUGUAAUAGUAGUGGUUGCUUUAGCGAUCAUGAUAAUUGCACUGAUUGCAACAUCACUGAAGAAAUUGUCCUCUGAUCAAGUUGGUCUCAAGUAUGAUACAAUCAACAAAAAUCUUGAUGAAACACCCCAGAAGGAAGGUCUUCACAAUGGGCCACCAGGCUUUGAAUUCAUAAUAUUUCCCAGUGUCUACAAGACAUUGACUUUUGAUGACUUGCGGUGUUUGAACAAGGAUGGUGUGAUCAUUACAUUGGAUGUCUCCUACCAAUACAAGGCCCAGCCCGCCAAACUGCACGAGAUCGCCAUGAACUUUAAGGACUACGAAGGCUACAAGAAAGUGCUGCAGUUUACUGGUGAGUCAGCUCUCCAUGAGGCGUGCAGUUAUUUCGACACUGCCCAGUUUCAGGCAGAGCGCGUCCGGUUCCAAGAGACCGUUCGUAACGUGACUGUCAGAAAAUACGCGACCCUGUAUAGUGACAUCACUGACCUGCAGGUGAGCAACAUAGCACGUCCAGCAGAAUACGAGGAUGCCAUUCGCAGCAAGGAGAGGGCAAGAGAGGACAUUGAGGUUGCCAAGAAUGAGCGACCUCGACUUCUCACAGAGGCCAUGACGAAGUACCGGGAGGCAAACACCACGGCUGAGAUUCUCAUUGAUAAGGCAGAGUCCGAGGCGAGGAUCCUGCAGAAUCGGGCUGCACAGGAAGCUGCGGCCAUCAUUGAGCAGUACCAGAAGGAGUCUGAGGCCUACAAGGAGAUCCUGUCUCCCACUGGGCUUGGCUUCACAAUCGACGGCUUCAUCUCCUACAUGGGGGUGCGUGUGAUAUCCUCUGCCAAGAACCCCGUCUACAUUGGAAUGAAGAGUCCCGCACAGACGUCAUAUUUGCCGUAGAGAUUGUCUGCAAUUUAAUACUCGAGAUGGUUUUAUUAUACAAUUUCGUCAAAUUGUCGUACAAAAAUAUUUUUUUUAGAUAUUUUAUAUUAUUGUGUAAAUCUAUAGAUAUCCUGCAGAAAUUUUUUCUUAAAUGAUGCAAUUUUGUUAUGAAGUGGCCGAUUUCCCUUUUUACCAAGAUAUUUUUUACAAAUGAUGCAAUUUUCUCCUCUUUCAAGUUCAUUGAUGACAAAAGUGUUUCUGUCAGUUUUGUUGAAAGAUAUUUAUUCUUAAAGUAAAAGCUUGGCUCUUGCUCAUAACAAGAAGUAUGUUUAAUAAAGCCAGUAAAACAAAGAUAAAUAACAUCAAAAUAAGACAGUUAAUUUAAUUUUUAAUCGGUAAUUUGCAUCUGUAUUUUUGUAUGAAAUUCUGAUGAGAUUAUAUAUACCAUCUGUAUUCAGGGAUGAAGGAAUGAUCAAUACUAAACUGGUGCUAAGAAAUCUAAAAUGUGUAGCUAAAUUUUAGAAAUAUAUUUAUUUUUGUUCUGUUUAGCAUAACAAGUGGUCAAUAUUUUCCCUGUGCUCAAAACGUGUUUCAUAAUUUGAAAAUACAUUUUACUUAAAAUGUGAACAGUUUUCUGAUCAAAUAAUUUGAAAAUACAUUUUACUUAAAAUGUGAACAGUUUUCUGAUUAAUUCCUUACAAAAAUAUGAUUCUAAGAUACAUAAGAAAUAUUUUUCUUUUUGUCACUGAUUAUAAAAUAUUAACUAAAAAUUUACCAGAUUUAGCUACAUUUCUUGUAAUAUGCGCAAAACGAUUCUUUGCAAUCCUGACUGAGUUAAAAAAAAGCUCAUGUAGAAAAUGUCACACAAACCUGCUUCUUAUAAUCAAAUCUGUUAUGUAACUUGUCAGAACUUUUCUUAGGAUGCCAGAUUUUGGUGUUGUUGCCAUUCAUAAUCGCAUCAAUAUUUUCUAAAUGAUGGUUCAUGGGUUUUUAUUUUCAAAGAAUGUGCCAUUUUUUAUGUUUUGAAAUGCACACUUAUUAUUUUGAGUUUAUUUGUCUCCCUUAGACUUGCCAAAUUUUAAACAAUUUAAGCUUACCACGUACUUCGGAACUUUCGUGUAAAAAACAUUGCAUAUUAGUAAUACUUAUGAUUUGGUGUCAACAAUUUUUGUUUUUGGUGUUUUUUGAUAGACAUGAGCUGUAAGACUAGACAGUUUAAGUCAUUUCCAAAUAAAUGUGUUGUCGUUUGUGUUAAAAGUAUACUAUUAAAUGUAGUUAUAUCACAAUAUAUUAGCAAAAUGUAGCCUAUUGUGUAUUUUGUAUAGUAUAUAAAUGUUAAGUAUUGUUUUAUUUGUUUCUGCUCAAAAAUCAGGAAUGUAAUUUUUAUUAAAAAGACCAAGUUGAUUUUUAACAAUUUUUAUACACACUGGUAUGGACAAUUUAUUAAUUUUUUAAGAAAUAUGUUACUUUUUUAAUUUGCGACACACAGAAAUGACAAUUUUGAGGAAUAAUUCUCACCAAUAGAUAUGUAUUGUUUUUGUUUCAGUUUUCUUUUAUUUUAGAAAUACUACAGCAAGGGAAUGGUUCUCUGUCAAAAUGAAUUUAUUUUGGGACCCUUGACAGUUUUAAAAAUCAGUUUAAGGGUUAAAGGGUACUAUUGAUCGCUAAUAUCGUAACAUAUUUUUCCAAAUACGAAUAAAAAAAUUGUUGAUAGAGAAAUAUUCACACUAAGAUCUGUUAUAAAAAUAAAGAUCAAAAUAUUGUUUGCCAAUCUUAGUCAGACAAUUGAUCACCAUGACAUUAUUGGAAAAGUGUGAUUGAGCUGUAAAAUGUAUGAAAUAUAGUGAUGGUAAGCAAUUACAUACUCAUUUUACCAUGUUUCCACAAGCAAAUUUUUGGCAUGGUUAAUAAUUUUCCUGUACAACCCUUUCAAUGAAGUACAUGUAUUUCUACAAGAAAACAUAAAUGGAAAUGGGAGUAUGCCAUGCAUCUAAACAUCUACAUAUUUACAGGAAAUACCUUUGAUAUGCCCCUAAAUAAGUCUUAAUGUCUUCUUCAAGUAAUUGUCCCUUUUUUAUUCAUUGAAAUAUUAGUACUUAACAUAUCUGCUAUAAGUUUGCAAUGCAAUGAACUUUUGUUCCUGUUUUCAGCUUUUACGGGUAUGGGUUCUGCUCAUAAUGUUUUUGCCCUGUCUGUUGGUUUGUUUGUGUGUUUGUUUUUUUAUACAUAUUAAUAUUGUAUUUGUUACUAGAUUUUUUUUAUAAUCUCUUUCUAUCAUAAUACUCUUAAAGUAUUGUCUCUUCUCUUUUUAUACAUAUUUAUUAAAAAUCCUUUGUAUUUUUGUACCAUUUUUGUACUUAUACACAUGUUAAUGUUAUCAAUGUAAACAAUUAUAAUUUUUUAUUUUGUUUAAAGAUGUAAACAUAUUUUAUCAUGUAGACAUUAAUAUAAAAAACUAAGGAUACACCAAUAGCUAAGGAGCAAUGGCCUACUCAAUUUUAAAUACAGUUGGAUUAUUAUAACUGCGGUCAGCAUCAUGGAACGUUGGAGUUUAAACCAGUUCAACAACUUGUGAAACCUCGUAUUGGGGUUUGAACCAGUUUGACAAAUUGCCGAAACUCACAUUGGGGUUUUAACCAGUUCAACAACUUGCCAAACCUCACAUUGGGGUUUAAACCAGUUCAAUAACUUGCCAAACCUCUUAUUGGGGGGGGGGGUUAAACCAGUUCAACAACUUGCCAAACCUCACAUUGGGGCUUAAACUGGUUAAACACAUUGCCAAACCUCACACAUUGAACAAAUUGUAUCCGCAUUGAGGCAAUGUCUUUGUUGCAGCAUAAUAAAGCCUUUUGCUUUAACAUGAUUAACAAUGGUCUAGGUACUCUAGUCACUGCUUUUCAACGGUAUGCAAUAUAGUAACUUGUUACUUAAAAUUGUGAAAUUUGUUUAGAAUUCGGUUCUAUGACAACAACAGAGUUAGUAGACAAAUCUUGUUUUGGAAACAUUAAGUUUUACUCAAAUACUUAACCAGUGGGUGGAUAAAAAACUUUAACAUGCAAAAUAUUUUGAUUAAGCAUAAUGUUACUGCUGCAUAAUUUGGUUUAUGUUUUCAUAGUACAAUAGUAUACAUACAACAGCUGGUAAAUGAAUAAUUGGAAUUCCAUUUCGAAGCUUUUGUGUUGUUUUUGAAAGGGCAUUACAAUAACAUUCAUUUUAAAUUACGUUUUGAUGAAUUGUUAAACAGAAAGAAAAUACUGUAUUUAAAAUAUAUUAAAUGAUUGUAUUGUUAAUUCAAUAGCAUAAUUAUAGGCUUUGAAGAUAAUGUUUAUGUUAAAAUGAAAUAGUGAAGAAUAGAAUAGACAUUCAUAGUUAAUUGAGUUAAUUGAUAUUGUAAAUCAUAUCACAUAAGAGAUUUUUGUGUAAUACCUACGCAAGACAAUAAUUUUGAAAGUUAAAAUUAAAGAAAUUUAACACGAAUAAAGCAAUGUGAAAUGGAAACGAUUGUUCCAAUGUCUUCAAUUAUUUUGUCUACUAUGUAUGUCGUAUAUAUUUCCGUUGCUUUUACUUAUGUGACAAAAGCUCUAUUGAUCCACACAGUAAAGGAGCAUUUAAGAUUUAAAGGGACCUUUUCAAAUAUUUUGACAUGUAUUGAACUUGGUCAUUAAAUGCUUUAUAUUGAUAAACAUUUGAUCUAAAAAGCUCCAGUAAAAAACAAGAAUAAAAUUAAAGAAAGAAAAUGUAACCCUCAAGUGGGCUUGAACCACUGACAGCUGGAGUAAGUCUAACGCUUAGACCACUCGGCCGGCGAUCGGUGCUCAUACAAUGAGUGAUGUUUUUUAUACUUUAUAUAAGCAAUCCUCGUUUUGUCACAAAAUAUAACGACAAAUACAGAACUCUCCAAAUUAUAAAAUCGUUUUGUCUUGCAACUCUUAAUUAUUUUCAGGUGUUAAAAUCUUCUAAAGAUGCCUAUAAUGGAUAUUUUAGAGCAUGGUAAAUGUUCAGUAUUACUGUUUCCUCACAAAUAUAAUAACUACAACAAAAAUUUGCGGAUCAGAAUUUUUUUUCUUAAUUUUGUCAAUUUAUCUAAACGUGAAAAGGUCCCUUUAAUAGCCAUUUUGAGUUUCACUGACAGCUGUACAUUGCAUUGUUGUGUUAUAUCAGUCACCCUUAGUUACGUGAUUCAGUUAUAAACUUGUUUGUUAAAUAAUGUGUGUUACUCCAGUUAAGAAACCUUAUUAAAAAUAAAGUAAACUUGUAUCCAUGUGA
Dreissena polymorpha is the source of this 5329-nucleotide messenger RNA. RefSeq lists its product as uncharacterized. The transcript is spliced from 8 exons. The record is from RefSeq and is a predicted model, not a curated record. NCBI's taxonomy places the organism in Eukaryota, Metazoa, Mollusca, Bivalvia, Myida, Dreissenidae. The coding region runs from base 170 to 1081 and encodes 303 amino acids.